AAGGCCGCCGUAUCUCCCAGACGGGGGGACACGUUGAUAACUCAUGCCCCCAGUCCCCUUUUCGCUCUCAUUGCGCGCACCAUUGGCAUCUUCAUGGUAUUUUACGAUACCUGAAGCCAUAAAGAACGAAGCGUUUUUAAGCGUCAGUGGGAGAUCAUCCUCGAAGAAUCAUAUCACGGCCAGAAAACCCCAUAGGGGUGAUUGCAAGCCAACAUGGAGACCGACAAAGAUAAGGAAAUUGGAAACACGACGGCGGUCUUGUCUGACAGCAACAGCCACGAUGAGGAAGUGGGCGUUGUCAACAAGUCGAAGCCCUUGGUCCGUGAGCUGCGGAACAGGCACAUGCAAAUGAUUGCCAUUGGCGGAUCCAUCGGAGCCGGUCUGUUCGUCGGUAGUGGAAAGGCCCUGCGCACCGGUGGCCCUGCGUCGCUGCUCAUCUGUUAUAGUAUUAUCGGAGGAAUGCUUUUCUUUGUGUGCCAAGCACUCGCCGAGAUGGCUGUCCUGUAUCCCGUGAACGGUGCUUUCUACACCUAUGUCGUCCGUUUCGUGGAUCCCUCUUGGGGCUUUGCUGUUGGUUGGGACUACGCACUUUCAUGGCUCACCGUCUUGCCAUUCGAACUGAUCGCAGCAUCUAUCACGAUCAAGUUCUGGCGUGACGAUCUAAGCCCUUCUAUCUGGAUCGCCACCUUCCUCGCCGUCCUCAUCAUUAUCCAGCUGUUUGGAGUCAGGGGUUAUGGCGAGGUUGAGUUCAUACUCAGCGUGGUCAAGAUUGCGGCUUGCACUGGUUUCAUCAUCUUGGGUAUUAUCAUCAACACUGGUGGCGUGGGCAACCAAGGAUACAUCGGAGCGAAGUACUGGGUAGACCCCGGACCCUUUCAAAAUGGGUUCAACGGGUUUGCUGGUGUGUUCGCAAUCGCCGCCUUUGCCUUCGGCGGCACCGAGCUUGUUGGUCUGGCAGCAGCUGAGUCGGACAACCCGAGGAAGAGCAUCCCCGCGGCGAGCAAGCAAGUGUUCUGGCGCAUUGCCUUCUUUUACAUUGUCAACCUUUUCAUCAUUGGUCUCAUUGUGCCCGCCAACGACCCUCGUCUCCUGGGUGCCUCGGGCGCCAACACCAAGGCUUCCCCCUUCGUGCUCGCCAUCGAAGAUGCCGGUAUCAGCGUCCUGCCUCACAUCUUCAACGGAGUCAUCACCGUCGCCGUCAUCUCCGUGGCCAACUCUUGCGCCUUUGGCAGCACCCGUACGAUGCAGGCCAUGGCCGAACGUGGCAUGGCCCCCAAGCAGCUAGCCUACGUCGACAAGAAGGGUCGCCCGGUCGUGUGCAUCAUCAUUCAACUGGCGUUCGGUCUCUUGGCCUUUACCGUCGAGUCUUCCGACUCGGGAACGGUCUUUGACUGGCUGCUCGCCCUCUCGGGUCUGUCCUUCUUCUUCGUCUGGGGCUCCAUCUGCCUCGCGCACAUCCGCUUCCGCGCCGCCUGGAAGCUGCAGGGCUACACGCUGGAUCAGAUCCCCUACAAGCCUGCGCUAGGUGUCUUUGGCAGCUGGAUCGGUUUCGGUCUCAACUGCUUGUGUCUGGUUGCGACUUUUUACAAUGCUUUAUACCCAUCGCCGAACGCCCAACCCGACGCCGAGGCAUUCUUCGAAAGCUACCUGGCUGCCUUCAUUGUCAUCGCUCUCUACUUAUUCUGGAAGGUCUACACUAAGGAUUGGAGUCUUUAUGUGCCUCUGGCCGACAUCGACCUCAAGUCUGGAGCCCGUAUGGCUGAGCCCUCCGAUGAGCCCGAGGAGGUGCGGACAUGGAGCAACCUGCCCAAGCGCAUAUUCAAGGCUCUGUUCUAAGUUUCCAGUGAAAUUUGUAAUGUCAGAAGGAAUUCGAUGAUGGUUUUAGGGGUCGUGCAUUUUGAAACAAAGGGAGAUUGUUGUUGGAGAGAAAAGUGCCCGGGUGACCUGUUCAGAGAAAAAUUAGACGUGGCGUGAAGGGUGCACUUAGGUAGUUAAUAAACAAAUAAACAUCAAAGACAUAUCUGCAAAGCUAGAAGCAGUCUCAAGACCAGGGAUAAGAUAGACU
Messenger RNA from Pyricularia grisea, 2065 nucleotides. RefSeq lists its product as uncharacterized. The coding region runs from base 214 to 1836 and encodes 540 amino acids. Gene Ontology annotation, biological process: amino acid transmembrane transport. NCBI's taxonomy places the organism in Eukaryota, Fungi, Ascomycota, Sordariomycetes, Magnaporthales, Pyriculariaceae. Gene Ontology annotation, molecular function: amino acid transmembrane transporter activity. The record is from RefSeq and is a predicted model, not a curated record. The transcript is spliced from 8 exons. Gene Ontology annotation, cellular component: membrane.